Messenger RNA from Solea senegalensis (Senegalese sole), 1694 nucleotides. Its product is annotated as deoxycytidine kinase 2-like. The record is from RefSeq and is a predicted model, not a curated record. The coding region runs from base 266 to 1255 and encodes 329 amino acids. Gene Ontology annotation, molecular function: deoxynucleoside kinase activity. Gene Ontology annotation, cellular component: mitochondrion; cytoplasm. NCBI's taxonomy places the organism in Eukaryota, Metazoa, Chordata, Actinopteri, Pleuronectiformes, Soleidae. The transcript has 7 exons.
GCUAAUGUUUGUAGCACCGGGUUAUACUCUUACUGCAUGUGUCAGUCACAUUCUUUUAGUUAACCCGAAAACUCGAACUCAACAGGAACAAUUACAUCAACGCAACGUUUUUAUAAAUAUAGAUAUUUAUUUUUACAAUGAUUAUUCACCAGGAACGUUUCUGUUACAGCAGAGAGCGGAUGAGCUAGCCGCCAUGAUUUUAACUCAUUUUUCCUCUUCUGCUCAUUAGCGUGACAUUUUAAUAAAACCUACACUGCCUGUCGUAAUGGUUGGACUGUACCGGUACGUGAUGUUCAGCCAAGUGCUUAAAUUUAACAAACAACCGGGUCUGACACAGGUGAAGAGAUACUUUUGCAUUGUGCCUCCUGUCCAGUUCAGCAGACCUGGCAGCUUUUUGCGAGCUGAAAACAACACAGCCAUAACACAGGCAACCACUAACCCAUGCACGAUGGCAAGUCAGGCAAAGAAGUCCUGUUCAAGGUGUCUGUCAAGUAAAGCUUCAUCUCAAGAUGGGAAAGCUCGAGUAAAAAGAGUUUCCAUUGAAGGCAACAUUGCUAUCGGAAAGUCAACCUUUGCCAGACUCCUGCAGUCAGCCUGUUCAGACUGGGAGGUGAUGGCAGAACCUGUCAGCAAGUGGCAGAACAUUGAGAGUGAGACCUCGAAGGCGGUUGAUGAGCCCCCCCAGAAGACAGUCAGCAACCUGCUGCAGAUGAUGUACCAGGAGCCCCAGCGCUGGUCAUACACAUUUCAGACAUAUUCAUGCAUGAGCCGGUUGAGAACACAGCUGCAGCCUCCUCCAGCUCACCUGCUCCACUCAGAGGGAACACCUGUCCAGGUGUAUGAGCGCUCAGUUUACAGCGACAGGUACAUCUUUGCUUUGAACAUGUUUGAGCUGGGUUGUAUCAACUCAACAGAGUGGGCAGUCUACCAGGACUGGCACACCUUCCUGGUGGAGCAGUUUGGACACCAGGUGGAGCUGGAGGGCAUCAUUUACCUCACAGCCCAGCCAGCGAAAUGUAUGGAGCGACUGGAGCAGCGGAGAAGGUCAGAGGAGCAGGGAGUGAAACUGGAAUAUCUGGAGAAGCUUCAUGUUCAACAUGAGAAGUGGCUUGUUGAGAAGAGCACUUUAACGCAUUUUGAGAAGUUAAAGCAGAUCCCCGUGUUACAACUUGAUGCCAGUGCAGAGUUUCAGAGUGACCCUGAGGUGCAGAAGCAGUUUAUUACAAAGGUGAAGAGUUUCUUCGAUGCUCUGUGAAAGGACAAUCGUCAGCUAAGACCAACACCAGGAAACAGAUGAGCCAUCAUUAUGACCUCAUUUAGUCAAGUGUGUUAAUAGACCUUUGAAAACACAAUAGACUUUUAGAACAUAUGAAGUAAUUCAUGUACAUGAAACACUCAAAGGGAAACUUCUCGACUGUUAGACUGUAAGUUUUGAGUCGUUCUGUCACUUCUUCUACUGUCCGUUCAUCUUAGAAUGGUAAAAACUAUUUAUCAUAGUAAAUAACAAUAAAUAAAAUAUGUGCAAUUCUCUACUGUGAGCACAAGGAAACUCAGUUUACUGAAGAUCACAUAGGUUUUUGUGCGUGAUACUGUUUUAAACAUUCCUGACUGCUUGGAACAAGGAAAUAAAGACGGGUGUUGUAUUUGUUCAGGUGUUAAAAUAAAUAAAAAUGUCCUCAUUUUGUAAAAACAAA